Messenger RNA from Drosophila subpulchrella, 732 nucleotides. RefSeq lists its product as uncharacterized. The transcript has 6 exons. Bases 161 to 637 code for a protein of 158 amino acids. NCBI's taxonomy places the organism in Eukaryota, Metazoa, Arthropoda, Insecta, Diptera, Drosophilidae. The record is from RefSeq and is a predicted model, not a curated record.
UGCAGCCGCAAUGACUUCUCAAACAGAUAGGCUCGACCGCAAACGUUGCACUUGAAGUUUUUCUCCAAGACUGAAAAAGAUGGCAGAUUGUAGUUUAUUACUAGGCGAUAAUUAAAGAUAUAUACAAAUAAUAAGGACAAUUCUUAGAGUAUUUGCUGGCAUGCUGCUCUCCAGGAUUUCGAACGGUGGAUGGAGUUGGUUAUGCAUUGAGUCGGUAAAUCGAAGCUACAAAUACGUAACGCUGAAGGUAAAGUUAUUCAAAACUCCAAUUACGAAAGUUAAGUUUAGGGGUAUACUCUACAAACGAUUUAGCGGCUAUAGACAUUUCAUGUUUAAUGUCACCGUGGAUGCCUGUAGAUUCUUGAACGAUACAAGGACGAACCCAAUAGUUAGUUACUUUUUGGGGUUCUUUAAACCCUUCUCGAAUAUUAACCACACUUGCCCCUUUGAUCAUGAUCUUAUUGUGUAUAAGGUUGCCAUAGACUUUGUUAACUAUCGAGUUACGAAGGUUCUACCUUUUCCAGAAGGCGCUUACUUACUGGAAACCCAUUGGAUUGCUUACGAUAUCAAUCGGACAGUGAUCACGAAAUAUGAUAAGAUAUUUAAAGGAAAUCUCGACUUGAUGGAUAUGAUAUGAUAUUGUUUUAGAUCAUAUCACAUGAUAUUUUCACAAUAAAUUGGAUAUCGAUAUAAAGGACAUCCCGACUCGAUCCCAGCGCACUCACCUUCAGA